Molecule: messenger RNA, 3477 nt
Organism: Eriocheir sinensis (Chinese mitten crab)
Lineage: Eukaryota; Metazoa; Arthropoda; Malacostraca; Decapoda; Varunidae
Product: syndetin-like
Exons: 8
Coding region: 139-3084 (981 amino acids)
Biological process (GO): retrograde transport, endosome to Golgi; endocytic recycling
Cellular component (GO): EARP complex
Molecular function (GO): SNARE binding
Source: RefSeq, a predicted model, not a curated record
AAUCAUAAUGACAAAGCCUAUAUCUGAGCGUGCUACUUGGAGAGGCUGGUGACAGCAGUGUGUGUGUGUGUGUGUUUGUUUACGGCGAUCAGCUGGUGCGGGCGGCGGGCACGGCGCCUCCUUCUCCAUGUCUCCGCGAUGGAUAUCAAAGAGAAGUUUAUGUCCUUCAUCGACAAGCAGAAGAUAUCGCUCAAGGCACCCGCCGCGACACUCCCGGGCGGGGACUUUGUAACAUCCGAUGACUUCGAGGGGCGCACGGCGGUGGCGGCCCAGCCCCGCCGCCAGAACAGCCUGCUGCGGGAGCAGGCGCUGACCCCCGAGGCCGAGCAGGCGGUCAUAGACGGUAUCGAGCAGGUGUACUUCGAGGCCGAGGACGUGGACGUGGGCGAGCACGAGCUCAAGAAGUUCCCGGAGGCCAUUGACGUGCACGUCAUCAACGGGCUGCGGUCGCGCCUGAGGAAGCAGCACAACAUUGUGUCGCGGCGCGUGUCGGACCUCAUCAUGCAGAAGCAGGGGCUUUGCAGCGAGGAGAUGGCGCGGGUCAUGGAGCUGCAACGCGAGGUGAUCCGGGAGGUGGGACUGUGUGUGGAGGGCCGCAGGAAGCUGGCGCAGGGCCGCAGCCAGUUCACCUCAGCCAGCCUCGGCAUCCUGGCCAACUACAGCAAGCGCCAGAAGAUCGCCAGCGUCAUCCGCUCUCUGAGGAUGAUCCGCACACUGCAGAUGACAGACGAGCAGCUUCAAACCCUCCUGAGGGCGGAGGACUACCCUGGGGCCAUUCAGCUGCUGCUGGAGUGCCAGAAGGCUGCGGCAACCUUCAAGCACUUCACAUGCAUAUCUGAACUGAGCACCAAGCUACAGGACACUCUGGAGGUGGCUGAGGAGCAGCUGGACCAAGGGCUGGCCAGGGUGGCGGCAAACUUUAAUGUCCGGAGCUAUGAGAAGCUACAGACUGCGUAUGGCUUGUUAGGGAAGACUCAGACCUUAAUGGACCAGCUACACAUGCACCUCACUUCGCACAUCCACAACUCAGCCUUCACCAUUGUCCUUGGAUACGUGGAACUAUACAACAGUGCCGCAGUGGGGGGCAAUGGAGCCAUGAUUGGCACUUCCUCCUCCACGUCCUCUUCUUCAAAGCUCCAGUACUCAGAGUUGUGUAAAUAUGUCAAUGAGGAGAGCUUUUUGCCAUGCCUCCUGGACCUCAGUAAAUGUAUGUGGAAUGUCUUAAGGAGCUAUAGGAGCAUAAUUAAGUGGCAUGAGGACAACAAGCCAGCUGGUGGGGAUGACACUUUAGCAGUGGCCAACAGUAAUGCCAGUAAUGGGGGGGAGGGCAGCACAUCGGAGCAGUACAUCAAACAGAAGCUGGAGCACGGCCUCUUCAGGAUAUGGCAGGAUGUGCAGGCCAAAGUUCGAACCUUCACCCUGGCCUCGGACCUCUCCCACUUUAAGUUUGACGACUUUUUACGAAUCCUAGACGUUAUUAAUAAGCUGAUUGAGGUUGGCGAGUGUUUCUGUGGCAGCAAGUCUGAGACCCUGCGCGAAUCCAUCAAGCAGCAGUCCAUCAAUUACUUCCGCAACCACCACCGAGCACGCAUGGAGGAGCUACACAUGUUCCUGGAGAAUGAAGGGUGGGAGGCAUGCCCGGUGAAGUCCACGUUCACCAUCCACCAGCUGAUGGAGUACAGGUUCCUGAGGGGCAGGGACACCAGCCUCACUCGCAUCACCUCCCCAUCCGCCUCACCCACCAAGUCACAGGGUGGUGGUGGUCUUGGUGGUAGUGAGAAAGGCGACAUCUUUGAAAAGUAUGGGGAGGAGGCAUCACCCUUUGACCUGGUGACCGAGGAGGCGGUGGAGGAGGACAUCAUGGCCAAUGGUGAGACUGGCGGCAACGGUGGCAGUGGGGGGAUGAGUGACGACGACGAUGAUAGCGACGAGGAUUUACCAGAGGAACUCAAGCGAGACUAUGUUGACGAGCAGCCUGGUGAGGCGCCGCCACCAUCCUCCCGCAACACCCCGAAGCACCUACGCCACUCCAAGGCCUCCAUCGUGACCAACACAACCCUGACCAUCCUGCGGCUCAUUGGCAAGUACAUACAGAUGAUGCGCCUCCUGCAGCCCAUUGCCUUUGAUGUGAUGGUGUGUCUUAGUCACCUCUUUGACUACUACCUCUACAGUGUGUUCACCUUCUUUGGCGACAGGGGAGAGCUGGAGCAGAGCCUGAGUAGGAGGCUGCGAGCAUCCCUCAAGAGGAUCCAAGACUCUCUCAUCCUCAGCCCGGACACUCCCCCUGAGGACCCCGUGGACCAGAACAAAGUGCUGUGCCCAUCCCUAUCACCUGUGGUUGAUAUCACCUCACCGGAGAGUAUAUGUGGGCUGUCGGUGCGGGUGGUGGCGGUGGAGAGUCUGGCCUUCCUGGCGGCCCAGCUGGAGGCACUGCAUUGCCACAUCGAGCCGCUCAUCCCGCAGCAGCGCAGGACGUUCCUGCAACAGUUUUACACCGGCACUGUCAAAAUUACGCCAGAGAUCAGGCACCACGUCUACACCGCUGUGGCAGCACAGGCGAUAGACUACGACGGGGUGCUGAGCCGCAUGUCCAGCGUCAAGUGGGACAUUAGCGACCUCAUGAGUCAGCACAGUCAGUAUGUGGACCUCCUCCUCAGGCAGCUACAGGUGCUCAGCAUGCGCCUGGAGGAAGUGAGCCACACUUCACCCAUCCCGGAGGAGGCGUACAUGGCCUUGUGGGAGUCCAUCGUGCGCAUCACCAACCGUACGCUGCUGGAGGGCUUCGCCAGUGCCCGCCGCUGCACCAACGAAGGCCGAUCCCUCAUGCAGCUUGACUAUCAGCAAUUCUUAAUGAAGCUGGAGUGCCUGACAUCAGUGCGCCCCCUCCCAGACCGCCACCUGGUAGAGACAUACAUCAAGGCUUACUACCUGCCUGAGGGUGCCCUGGAGGCCUGGGUGCAGCAGAGCCUCAAUGACUACUCUGCGCGCCAGCUGAACUCUCUCGUUGCCACCAUGACUCAUGUUAGCAAGCGCACGAGACAGAGGAUCGCAGCACUGAUAGAGGAGAGUGGGAAGAAAACCUAGGAGUGGGCCGAGGCUCCUGGAGCAGAACAGGAGGACCUAGGAGGGAGCAGGAGGACUUAGGAGUGGGCCAUCAGCCAGUGCAGGUACACUUGAGGUAGUAACUGUUUGUAGUGUCCAGGGGCUGUUGUCCUUACUCUGCUGGUCUGGAGGAGAGGAGGAGAGUAUUUGGGGAAGAAUGGGAAAAUGGGAAGAAAAAGGAGGGUCAAGGAGAGUAUGUCAAUGAAGAGGGGAAGAAAAGGGGAUGGGGAGAGGAAGAGUGAUGAGAUUGGAGGAGAAAGGAGAUUUGAGGAGUUUGGCAAGGUAGGGAGGAAGAGAGGAGCAGGAGAGACGAGGGGAGGGAGAGUGAUGACAAGAUGGAAGGGGAAAGAUUUGAGGAGAGUGUGGCAAGAUAGG